This is a messenger RNA of Ramularia collo-cygni, 2127 nucleotides long. RefSeq names its product related to translocation protein SEC63. Gene Ontology annotation, molecular function: RNA binding; transmembrane protein transporter activity. Gene Ontology annotation, cellular component: Sec62/Sec63 complex. The transcript has 2 exons. The record is from RefSeq and is a predicted model, not a curated record. NCBI's taxonomy places the organism in Eukaryota, Fungi, Ascomycota, Dothideomycetes, Mycosphaerellales, Mycosphaerellaceae. The coding region runs from base 1 to 2127 and encodes 708 amino acids. Gene Ontology annotation, biological process: post-translational protein targeting to endoplasmic reticulum membrane; SRP-dependent cotranslational protein targeting to membrane.
AUGUCCAACGAAUAUAACUACGAUGCCGACGCGCAAUUCUUCCCAUUCUUCGUGCUCACCGUCACCUCACUGGUCACAUUACCCCUGACCUACUCACUGCUCCGCAAGCCCGCCGACGCGUCCAAGCUGGCAAAGGCUGGCCACAUCGAUUCGAGCUUUCGCCCCGAAAAUGCAGACAUUAUAGACACGCAGCGCGCCAAGCAGAAGCGCAAGGAGCGGCGGCUGAAGCGUACGCUGAUUGCUGGCGCGGGAUGGAUGGUAAUGGCUUACAUGUGUUACCUCAUGUACGUGACCGUACGCACCGCGCCACAGAUCUGGAAUCCGUAUGACAUCCUUGAAGUCGGAAUGUCGGCUUCUGAGAAAGAGAUCAAGUCUCGUUACAGGAAGUUGUCGACAACGAUGCAUCCGGACAAGCGUCAGCCAAACGAGGCGCUCAAUGAGACUGCAGAGGCCAUCAACGAUGCGUGGGUGGAAAUCGUCAAGGCCUACAAGGCAUUGACGGACGAGGACGUGCGCAGAAACUUCAUCGAAUAUGGCAAUCCCGACGGAAAACAGAGUACAAGUUUCGGCAUUGCGCUCCCGCAGUUCCUCAUUGCUGGUGGUAGCGGCAAGUACGUCCUGGCGAUCUAUGGUCUGCUACUUGGAAUUGGUCUCCCUUGGCUGGUCGGAAAGUGGUGGUAUGGGAUGCAAAGUAUGACUCGGGAGCGAGUACUGGUCACCACGGCAGGCAACAUGUUCAAGGAGUAUAACGACCGCAUGGACGGCGGAGAUGUUGCAGCAGCGGUGGCCAGCGCAGCGGAGUUCAAGGACAUCUUGCACGGAACAAAAGCAGACAGCGGUCUAGGCAAGGUAGAGAAAAAGCUAUACUCUUCCACGGAGAGCAGUGCCGUCAUGUUGGCCAAGGACAGGAAGAAGAUUCAGGAUCUUGAAGACCCUGUCCGUCGGAAAACACUUGCUUUGCUGUGGGCGUAUCUUACCCGGCUCGAUCUCGAAGACAAAACACUGGAAGCGGAAAAGUACGAACUCGCACCUACAGCACUUCAACUGGAAGAAGCAUUCGUGGCAAUCUGUUUGGCAUAUGGCUUCUCAGCGCCGGUCUUAGCUUCCUACCACUUGAGUCAGAGUUUGAUCCAAGCUCUACCACCUACGCCCGUUGGACGUGCGCCUCUCUUACAACUUCCGCACUUUACACCCAGCAUCAUCCGCAGCAUCGAAUCAUCUGCGAGUAGCAGCAAGGAACACAUGACCAUUCAAUCCUUCAUGGCGCUGCCAUCGGAGCAGCGUCAAGCCCUUGCCCAAGCGGCUGGYUUGACCAGGGACCGACUGAAAGCAGCCGAAGGCGUCGCUCUUCAACUGCCAUACCUCAAGGUGGAACGAGCGUUUUUCAAAGUGCAGGGCGAAAAGUACCUAACACCGUCGUCCCUCGUCCAGUAUGUUGUCAAAGCACGCUUUAUCCCACCAGGAACACCGGCAGCCAGCAUCCCACCAGUGAACGAGAAAGACUUGCUAGACAUUGAUCCCGCCGAAGGUGACCUGAAGGCACAGAAAGUUGAGCAAGAGCAGCACAAUGUUCCGCUUGCACACGCACCGUACUUCGCGCGAGACCGUGCGCCUCGAUGGCACAUCUUCCUCGCCGACAACCGCCAGGGCAAGAUUGCCGUGCCUCCUUUCACUUUCUCUAGUUUCGACAAGAAGCCUUUCGMCAGCGAAGGCAAGCCCACUUUCAAUGUCGUGACCCUUAAGAUGCAAUUUGCUGCGCCGCCACAGGCCGGAGAGUACAAGUUCCAGAUGAACCUGGUUUGCGACAGUUAUGUCGGAUUCGAUCACAAGCAGGAUGCCGUCAUGACCGUGGACGAUGCCAGCAAAGCGGUCGAGGUGGGAGAUGACGAUGACAUCUCAGAGCCCGAUGAAGACUCUAUCGCAGGCCAGAUGGCAGCUCUCCAAGGCAAGCCCGUUAGCGACGGCACUCAACCAGCUCGCCGCAAUGCCAAACUUCGCGAGAAGCUUGACGCCGAGGAGAGCGACUACGAAAGCAACACUGAUGAGGAUGAAGACGAAGAGAGCGAGACGGACACAGAUACCGAYUCCGAGGCGGAGGGAGCUGCCAAGCCAAAGGGCUGGUGGUAG